UUGGCCUUGUGAGGGGUAGGAUGUGCGUCUUUCUCUGCUGCUGCACGAGACCUCGGCAGGAUAAAUCUCCCCGAUUUAGAAGACACAACAAAACUUCAGGAGCGUUUGUCCACUUGUGAUCUUUUGUGAUGGUUAAUAUUGCCCGCAAGAAAACAAUACACCAGACCAUCAGACCAAACAAGCAACAACUGAGUGAACGUCAACGUGGGGGUAAUUCUUUCUAAAAUCUUCCCUAUUCGUUUGUUAUAAAGUCUUCUCUUGAUCAAAAGUGUUGCUCUGACAUUUAUGCCGUGUAUCGGAGCCAAAACAGACAAAGUAAACGAUAGUGGUGAGUGAAAUAUAGAAAAAGUAAGCAAGUUGAACCUCCCUGCGAGCUAUUUUCUGAGUGCGAGCUGAUUCCUACAACACCGUGAUGUAAACAAAUCGAACGCAAAUCGAAGAUGGAGAAGAAUUUUGGAGGUGGCGGCAGCUUAUGAAGGGAAGCCGGCACCCACUCCACUGACAUGAGGAUGACUUGUGUGAGUGGAGGAGGCGGCGAAGGCGGACCAGGAGGGAGGCUGCGGGCGUGCUGAUGGGCGGCGUGCUGGCCAAGAGGCAGGGCGGCGGGCAGGGCGCCAGGGCGGGCCAGCGGGGCCUCCCUCUCCGCCACCGACAGAGCCUCUCGGAGUUUAGUCUUGUGCACAUCGCCACAAACCUGACCCAUCGCUUCUCUGUCCUAAGUGGCCUUUCUGUGAUCUCCUUGGUGUCGGCGCCGGUUAGUGAGGCGAACCGGCGGCCUUGGACCAGAGUCUCCAGGAAAAGGUUUCAGGCUAAAACCCUUGAAAAUGAGUAUGCCUACAGCAAAACAGUGUGGCCUGUGGCACAGACUGAAGCCCUCUUCCUUCCAGAGUUUCCCGUUGGUAUAGAAGAAAAGUUAAAGCUUAUAUUUUUAGGGGAAAUUAGGCGUGGAGCCUUCGGUCAGGUGUUCCACGUUAAAUGUUCCAUCUCCAACAAGGAGUAUGCUAUGAAGGUCCUCUCAAAGUCACAGGUGUGUAGUCUGGAUGCGGUGGGUCAGGUGAAACAGGAGGUGAUGAUCCAACAUGUGUGCAGCCACCACCCCUUUAUCACCCCUCUCGUCCACUUCUGGCAGACCCGCAAACUCCUCCUAGUCAUGACAGAGUUUGUGGGCUACGGGGAGCUGCAGCAGCUGUGGAGAUCUCUGGGGCGCCUGCCUGAGAACCUUGUCAAGAUAUACCUUGCACAGAUAGCACUUGCACUUGAUUUCCUCCACAAUGCUGGGAUCAUCUACCGUGACCUUAAGAUGGAAAACAUUCUCCUUGAUGCUGACGGCCAUAUCAAGAUCAUUGACUUUGGGCUGGCCAAGUGGCUUAGCUACGGGGGCCGCACAUCCACCAUAUGCGGUACACUUCAGUUCAUGGCCCCUGAAGUCCUGCGUGGGGAGGAGUACAGCCACAGCGUUGACUGGUGGUCCCUCGGCAUCAUCGUCUACAGCCUCCUGGCUGGCCGGUACCCGUUGAGUGGCUACGACGACCACAUCACGAUGAACCAGGCUGUGUCAAAGUGUGAUUACGAGCCACCAGAGUGUGCCUCACCCCCCAUGCACUCCGUCAUCUCCAGUCUGCUCUGCCGUGACCCUCGCUCCCGCCUGCACUCCUUCUAUCAGCUCCAGCGGGAAGCACUUUUCCAUAACUUUGAUUUUGAUGAGGUCAAGGACAGAAAGAUCUCCCCAAGAAAAAUAUUAGAGGAAUAUAUAGAAAACAAAGCUAGGAGGAGUUUCCAUGAGUUUGGAGGCCUUACAAGCACACCCAAGAAGUCCAAAGCGUGUUUGAGUGAAGAUGCCAACAAGAGCCACAGCUCCUUCCAGCAGUCCCCGACACCCUCCAUGCUAAGGCCGCCCUCCAAGGACCAUGGCUGCUGGAACCCCAACCAGCGCUCAGCCAGCUCCCCAUUGCUGCACCCAGGUCGCCUAGGCCACCACGACUCCCUGGUGAAGAGUGUGUCAGCAGGUGGACACAAUGGCGCUGCUGUGCCUCUGCUGCAAAGCCCUCUCCUAAGGCUUGCCCGGGGUCAGGCAGGACACCCUCCAAGGCGGGCACGCUCCCAGGGAGCCGUGAGUGCCAGUGCCCUUCCCACGGCCGUAUCACCCCUACUGGUCAACGUGAGGGGACAGCGAAGACAGCAGUGGACGGGUGGUCAAGAGGAGGAACAGGUGGUAGACGCUGCAGCACGCACAGAAAAUGUGGCGUCCAGCGUGAUCAGUGGCAUGAAUGGCGUUUACAAGAAGUGUGCCAGCGAGGAGUUCCUGAGUGGUCAACGGAGACUGAAGGAAGGCCAGGCAGGUAGGCUGGGCAGGUCCAGCACAAACAUGGGGGCCAGUGGCCGCAGGGCCAAACCUGACACCAUGCAGCUGAAGGAGACUUUUCUUGAGCAGUGUGAAAAUAUAACGGAAGAAUUUUUCUGUGAUCUGGUCACAAGCACUCCCAAGAAAAGUAACGUGAGUGGCGGCAGCGGCGGCAACGCGCGGCACGGGUUUCGCCAAGCUGUGAGGUCUGAUGUGCAGGUUGGGAAGAAUAAUAUUAUUAAUGGUGCUUUGCUGUCAAGUAAUAAUAAUUUCUCUCCACUUGAUGAAAAUGAUUUUGAUGAAACUUUUGAUAAUUUUCCAUGGAUAAGUGAAUCUUUAGAUCCUUAGCAUACAGCUAUAUUUCCUGAAAGUUCAAGAAGGAUCUGAAUUUUUUCUGUUUCCACUGAAGAUUCAGUGUCCUACAGAAAAUCAAUGUGUCAAUUUUCAAAGUAAUAUGUGUGCUAAACUCAUAUAAUCAUAUAAAUACAGCUUACAUAUAAAAGACAUGCACUAGAAUUGAAUAUUUACAUGGUAGAAAUUGGGGAAACAGGAGAUUGCCAAACCUUAUCAGUUCUUUUAUGUAAUGGUAUUAUAAUCCUACUCUAUUUUCCAUUCUGCUGCAUUGUGUAGUUACUUGUGCCAUUGCAGUAUAAAGGUACUUAUUAUAAGAGUUAGGCCAAUACCUUAACAGUGCACUGAGAUGAGCCAUAGCUGCUGCCAAGCAAGUAAGUGUUGGUAGCCAGUUACAUCUUGAGCAGGACAGCUUGCAGGUGGUGCUUAGUACAGGUAGUACUCUUUAUAGCUAAUUAAUGGUUUCCAUGUAUAUGGCUGUUUGAUGAGGUUUGGCCUUAGUUAAUUAUCUUGAAAAAAGGUGUUAAUUUUCAUAGCAUUUUCAUCUACUGUUUCCCAGAAUUUCCAGCAAGGAAGGCCACUUUAAACAAAUGUAUUUUCAGAAUAUGCUGGUGUGUCAGCUUUUUGUCUGUACAGUAAACCCUCAAUAUAACAAUCUGACUUAUGGGAAACAGUAACUGUCAUAAUUGGAAAAAGUGUCAUAUUUAUUUGAUUGUUCAUUUCCAUGUGACCCUCUGUGGUUAACACACCCAAAUAUUGGAUAAGAAUUGUGUAAGUGCCCAUAGGUCACCAUCCCAUCAUCAUUAUCCAAGUUCAGACCACUGUGGUUGGCAGUGUCAUCACCAUGGAGCAAGUGCACAACCUUUGCCGUGAAUUGAGACAGCCUUGGUGCUGCUCAAAGCUUUGUUAGUUAGAGUUGCCCAGUGUGUCUGUUCAAUUGGCUUUAUGCAACAAAUGUUUUUUAGACAUACAGCAAUAGUUACACUUAAACUUAUAACAUUGGAAUGAAUAAUAUUUAGGGUUUACUGUAACAGCAAACUGUAAAGACAGUUACAGGACAUUACGUAAGAGAUUAUGUAUUGUAAGAGAGUAGAGGUUUGCAAAAUUACGCUACAACAUUUGCUGUGUGCGCAGCUUCAUGCUGAAAGCCGGAGUGUAGUUUAAAGACUCUUAGGUCACAAAAGAUAGUUUGGCACUGCUGCAAUGAAGUUUAGAGAUGAAUGAAAAUUGAAUGAAGAUUUAUUUAUUAGUGAUAUUACUCACUUGAUGUGUGUGUACUUUUAAGCCAAAUUGUAAUGUUUAGCAAGGCUUCCAAGGAUACAUGUAUCUUGAGAAGAGGGUGCCAUUAAGCCAUAAUUACCUGUCACAAAUGCCUGCCAGAGGAAUUACCGUGGACCCGUGCAUGUGUGGCAGUGGGCCCGUAAUUGCCAAAGUUAUAAUGUUAAUUGUUAUGCACUGCAGUCGUAGCCACAGUGGGCAGACAUGUUCGAUGCUCUUUAUUAUGCUUUGUAAAUGUAAUGGUGUUUUAUAUAUACUAUGAAUCUGCCAUGUGAUGUGGGUCAGGAGAUUUGUACAUUUUUAAUAGAUUCUACACCUUCCAUUGUUGUGGAGGCAUGAAGACUUAAGUGUGUGACAACAGCAUGUGUUACAUAUCGCAGCACUGCAGUCACAGCCGCCCUCAGAGCAGAGACAAGAGAUGAGCUUGUUCGCUGCCUACCACUGCUGCACUUACUGUCCGCAGUGAUGCACUAACAAUAGUAUUUUGCCUGUUGCCAAAGGAGGAAUGGAGUACUUCAUUCCUGACAGGAUACAUUAAAGCUUGUAUGAUGAAGUUUACAGUGAUAUUACAGACAUGUAAGUGAAGUUGAUGGGGAAGGAAAUGAAUCUCUCUCCUGUUGAUUAUUUUCUAAUAUACUGUGAGUAUUGGUAAAGAUAAGAGAACGACAAAGACCAUUAAUCUCUUGGAACUUCAUGUAUGCCACUUCUGUGAACAUUUAAGUUUUGGUACAUGUAUCAUCUGAGAUGUUUUUCCACAGCAGCUUGGCUGAUAUGCUUAGUUAUAGUGGAAGAAUUAGUUUUAUAUAAUAGCAGUAUAUUCAAUACUUCUGGUAUGAUGGAACUUAUUAUAUUAAUUUUUCUACCUUGACAGUCUCCAGUUUGUGAUGGGGAGGCACGAGUGAGGGGCCAGUGGACUUCCUUGAGGCCAUUGGUUCCAUGGUUGAACAAUGGUAGAUUGGUCACACUGGCCAGUGGAUGCUAUCAAUUGACAGUUGAUGAUGAUAGGCAAGGCUCUGUAUGGUUAUUUAUAUACCUUGGUUGUAAUGAUUGACUUUUUUCAGGUUGGCUGCUGCCUAUCACUGUCUUUUAAAGCAUAGGUUUGUGGUAUUGAUCACUAUCAAUAAUUUCAUUUAAUUCCAGGUUUGGGAAAACUUGAUUUUUAUGAGUGUUUUAUGAAAGUUCCAUUAGAUGUCAGCAGCGGCCAGUCGCAUGCUUAGCCUGGAAGGAGUGCCCAUGUUUUCUGUUUGGAGAUAGUGAGGCUCUGUAUCCUCGCUGCCUUGUAAACAAUCUUAGGUGUUCUUUACUUUGCUUACAUUUGUUGCCAUUACAAGGUUAACAGCACAGAUGUUCAGUAUAUCCAUUCCUUUUCAAAAGUCCUCGGAGUCUAUUUCUCUGAGGAGUUCAGCUUAGAAUUAAUGUUGCCUUUGUUCUAGACUUACAAGCUGACUUAACUUUCCUUCCUGGAGCAGAGUCCUGCUCGCCCCCCAUCCUGCCUUUGCAGACUUCCAUGAGGUAGUGAAUACCAUCCUAUAGUGUUUAAUAUGAUCCAUCACCCCAUGAUCUAAAGCGUAUAUAGAUCUAAAUACUGAAUCUCUUCUAUAUAUACAUAUAUUUUUUACCAUUGAGGCUUUGUAGAAGCUGCAAUCUUUUGUCCCUGAGCUCAAAUAUAUUUAUGAAUUGAUUGAAGACUAACUUUUAUAUAUGAAUACUUAUCAGGUUGUUUUAUAUUUUUAUAUUACUUUUGACUAGUCCUAAAUCAGUGAAUAAUUUAUUCUGAGUUGGAGUAUUUUUAUAAUUUCUUUAUAGUGCUUUAUUAUAAGAGAAGUAGCACUGUAGUGAUAGGUGCAAUUAUUUGCAUUACUUUAAUUAUAUAUCAAUGACCAACACUACAUGUCGGAAUGCCUCAGUGUAGUAGGAAAGUGUCCUGCCUCUCCUACGUCCACAUGUGAACAAUCUUGGGGUAAAGCAUUUUUCACCCAGGGAACAAAAUUAUUGUGAUCAAGGGCCGUUUACAAGUAAAACCCGAGAAGUUUCGGGUUCUUACAAAGAUCAGUUUAGGGCCCGUAUUACAAGUCCAAUCUGAGAAUUUUCUGGUCCCUUCAGAGUUCAGGGUGAACAACUCUGUCGGGACCUGAAACCCCGGAUUAGACUUGUAAUACGGCCCCUAAACCGACCUUUGUAGGGACCCAAAACUUCUCGGGUUUGACUUGUUAUACGGCCCCAGGUUCCAAACUGAUGUUAAGAAGUGCCCCUGCAUUAGCAGCAGGCGAUCAAUGAGUGUUUCAGUGUUCAGGUCCAUCAUGCCUGGUGGACUACAGUGUAUCUGCUUGUCUGUUCUGGCCAGAGGACUGCAGCCUGCAGGACUAUCACACAAGUGGGUCUGAAGUUAUCUAUAUAUAGAUCAUAAUCUUGGAAAAUAUUUUUGGGGUGAACAGUUGUCACUAUUGAAAAUUAAAUAGUCAGCCCACAUUAUUCAGUACCUUCAGCAUAAAAUACUAAAUCAGAUAUACACUUGUGGGAUGGUUCCUCAAGGUGGCAGUCAAAAGCCUAUUUGUUGAAUGCAUCUGACAAAUAACACUGGAUUGUGACAUCACACAGGAGAGUGCACAUUUAACUCAAUAAACUUGAUUAGUUUAAUUAAAUAUGCACUAUCCUCCUUAGGGAAGGUGUUUGUGCAGUGAAGGAUGGAGGCUUUACUUUGCAUGUUACCAUCACUAUUUUUAUCUGUACCCACAUGCCUGGCUGCCAUCACCUCUAAACACUGUAUCAAGUUAGACAUUGCCACCAAAACUCCUGUUUGCCAGAAAGUUUUGUCACAACUCCCCAAUUCAUACAUUUAAUUCUUGACACCACCAAGUUCUCUGGAUGAAGUUGGGGUGCAUAUUUUUCAAUGAUUACAUCAGAUUAGUUAUGUGAAGUAGCCUGUUGAUUAUUUUUUUGUACAUUCAAAGCUAGGAAAUUAAAUGCUAGUUUUUGUAAGAUCAUCCAUGACCUAACUUUACUAGUUAAUAUUUACAUGAGUAAUGGAACAGCAUUUAGCUGUGCACAGAACAGUCAUACCCCACUCUGUCACUUCAACUCGGGUCCAAUUUGACUUUACGUCACUUUUCUAAAGUAAUUCUUUGUUUGGUGAAUGGCGUUAUGUCUGACUUUGUCACUCAGCAAUAUAGCCUAUGCCAGAUGGUCUGGACCAGCACCAUAUUGCAAUAUAUAAAUAAAUAAAUAUAUAUAUAUAUAUAUUAUAU
Molecule: messenger RNA, 7215 nt
Organism: Eriocheir sinensis (Chinese mitten crab)
Lineage: Eukaryota; Metazoa; Arthropoda; Malacostraca; Decapoda; Varunidae
Product: serine/threonine-protein kinase 33-like
Exons: 11
Coding region: 572-2689 (705 amino acids)
Biological process (GO): protein phosphorylation
Molecular function (GO): protein serine/threonine kinase activity; ATP binding
Source: RefSeq, a predicted model, not a curated record